Messenger RNA from Leptinotarsa decemlineata (Colorado potato beetle), 814 nucleotides. RefSeq lists its product as uncharacterized. Gene Ontology annotation, biological process: tissue regeneration; cell adhesion. Gene Ontology annotation, cellular component: membrane. The record is from RefSeq and is a predicted model, not a curated record. Lineage: Eukaryota; Metazoa; Arthropoda; Insecta; Coleoptera; Chrysomelidae.
AUGGAUUCCGAAAAAAAUACCAUCCACGAAAAUGGCUUCGAUAAUGGUUCUCUCGAAAUUUGCCCGACGGUACCUGAACGCGAAUAUACACAAAGAGGCAGUACAGAAGAAGGUGAGGAUGCUGACAGCCACAAUGAUGACAGAAAAAGUAUUGAUGAUGGAGAUGCUAUGAAAAUUAAACUAAAGUAUGAGGAAAUGGAAGAGAUUAUUAUCAAUGGCGACGUAGAUGCAGUUGAAGAUCAAACUCUGAAAAAGCCCUCAAAUAGUUAUGCAUCGAAAAAAACUGUAGCUCAAGGAAUGAUGGAUAUAGCUCUCAUAACUGCUAACGCAAAUCAGUUACGAUACAUGGUGGAGUACAAUAAAAAUAGUCCAACCUACUACAUAAACCUAAUUCUCAUAUCUUUUUCGCUUAUCCUGCAAGUUGGUAUCGGAGUAGCUUUGAUCAUGAAAGGAAGAUUGGAUAUGAAGGGGAGAUCGAAAGAUUUCAAAGCGAAAAGAAUUAACAAUUACGUCAUCAUAGGGGUGUUUAUGGUAACCAUUAUCAACGUGUUCAUUGCCAGUUUUACUGUGACAGUAUCAGCUUCUAAGGAUUCUUCUAGUGUUCAGUCAACGCUUUCAAACUAAAUGAGUUUUCAGUUAUAUGGAGGUACUUCAGUCAUCUGAUGAAAAAUUGUACAUAAUAAAUUGAUCAAACCGAGAUAUGCAAAUUAUAAAAUUCUGCUUCAUGAUCAAUAAUGUGAUAUUCAGUUGUUCUUCGAAUGCUUUAACCAGUGUUUACAAGUCCCGUCUAUCGAAAUAUAAUCGUACAUUGUAA